GCGCCUGCCACAGUACAGUAGAAGCACAGAGGAAGUUCGUUCAAUUGAGUUUCGGCUUUUUGACCCCUCACAGAGAACACGUGACUGCAUUUCUUUCCCCGUUUUGGAAGCCCUGCUCACCAGACUGCUACACUGUACAUCUGGGUCCUUUGAUGGAUGAAGAGGGUGAGAUGAUCCAGCCCCAAGAGCAGAGCUGCUGGGCUUCUCCCUGCCUGCGACGUAUUUUCUGGUGGUUGGGAGACAGGGAUAGGUCCAGAGCUGCCCUGGUCUGCAGAAAGUGGAACCAGAUGAUGUACUCAGCUGACCUCUGGCGAUACAGGACCAUCACGUUCAGCGGGAGGCCAUCCAGGGUACAUGCAUCCGAAUUCGAGUCAGCACUCUGGUAUGUUAAGAAAUUCGGCCGCUACCUGGAACACUUGGAAAUCAAGUUCCUGAACCCUUACAAUGCCGUCUUGACCAAAAAGUUCCAGGUCACCAUGAGAGGCCUCCUGUCGUGCCUUGGCAAGAGUAACAACCGUCUGAAAUCACUCUCCAUCCAGCACCUGGAACUGCACAGGCUGGUCUGGAGAAACAGCAUCAGAGGCUCACUCAUCAAGAGCUUGAGUUUUUUCUUAAAGAAGAUGGGCAAACACCUGGACCAUCUUAGCCUGAAAGGGCCCAGGCUGACAGUGGAGCAAGGCUGCCACAUCCUCAACUCCCUGAGCUACCUUCGGAAUGAGAACUUGGCCUCAGAGCUCAACAUUGAGGACUUCUUCAGCCACCACCUGGCCGUCUAUGGUAGCUCCCAGUUCAACAAGGCGAUGGCCACAUUCCACAACCUGACAUUCCUAACACUCAACUACAACUGUAUCUCUGAUGAGCUGCUCGAGACCUUGAGUGAGAACAAUGCUGGCACCCUCCGGACCAUGAACAUCAAAUGCCACGUUCACGACCCCCAUGGCCAGGUAGUCUGGGGCAUGUCCUGGGCCAAGCUGGCUAGGCAGGCCGGCAGCCUGAAGGUGAACUUCUUCUUCGAGCGAGUCAUGAAGUAUGAGCGCCUGGCCCGGAUCUUGCUGCAGGAGAUUCCAGUCAGGAGCAUCAGCCUAAGAAGCUGCUAUUUCAGUGACCCAGACUGGUCCAUGAGGCCCACUCUGAUGGACCUCCUGCCCACCUUCCGGAACACUCUGCAGAAAUUAACAUUUGAGUUCAACAACAAUCAUGAGUCGUUAGAUGAGCAGCUGCAUCUCCUCAUCCUGGCCUGCCGAAAGCUAUUUUACUUCAAAAUCUGGGCUUUCCUGGAUGUUAAGUUUGGGGAGCGGAUCCUGAAGAGCCAGGAGGAGGGGCAGUGCUCCCUGCGCACACUAAAGGUGAGAAUUUAUUCAAACAGAUAUGAGACAAAUGAAGAGGACAGGACCUUACGGGAAAUUUACAGGAAAUACAGAAAGCUGAUCGAUUCAGAACUUAACUAUUUUGUCAUCGCCUACCCCAUGAUGUAAAGAGCGCUCUCCAGAGGAAGACAUCUAGACGCACUUUGAACCUGAAAAACUGGUUCUCAGUGAAUUACAUUUGGGACUCCCAUGCCCUCACCCCUUUUUCUUCUCUCUCCUUUUUGCCAAAUCCACACCCUCAUGAACAGCCUGGCAAAGGCUGGGCUGCUGGUGAUGGCAAGGCCCCAAGCGUCUUUAAAGUGCUAUCUUUACCAACACUCCGGCUGCUUUCUUUUUGUCAUUUGCUGUAAUGUUUUGGUUUGGUUUAGUUUGGUUGGUUGAUUGGUUUUGGUUUCAGAAAUUCAUACUCAGUCGCAGAGCAAACUCAAAAUAGUUUUCUGCUAAUGGAGUCUGACUCCUGCUUACCUGAAUAGGUGUGACCAGCCAGUGGGACAAACUUUCUACCAACUGAUUUUACCCAUUUGGAAAUGCUUUAUAGCCGGGUGGUGGUGGUGUGCACCUUUAAUCUCAACAUUUGAGAGUCCGGGGCUGGUGAAUGUCUGAGUUCAAGGCCAGCCUAGUCUAUACAGAGAGUUCCAGGACAGCUGGGGCUACACAGAAAAACCCUGGAAAAACAAAACAGCAAAAACAAAGAAAUGCUUUGUGUUCAGGCUGACCUUCAUGUUAGAGCCUCCUGAGACUGAGGUUGUCUGGACCUGACCAUACAUGAACAGAACCCACCAGUAUGUCCUGGCAUGAAAGGACCAUUCCCACUUAAGAUAGAACUGCUCACAGAAAGAACUCGGGUGCUAGGUCAUCAACCCUGUGAAAGACUCCUGCCUUAGUUCGGCCUGUGUCUCCUUUUAGUUUUCUAUUCCGGUGACAUUGUGUUCAGUCUGCUGUGGACACGCAAGUCCUCAGAUGCAAAGACAGACUAGAAGUGGCAGUUACACCCAUGUUUGUAAUGAAUCUGUAAUGUAGUGUGUCCUGAUGCUAUUUGAAGAGGGAAAGAAACACAAAACUCUAGAUUUAGAAUUAUAUCUGUUAUAUAAAACACAUGUAAAAACAUUUUUAAAAUCUAUAAGAGACAUAACAAAAAUUGGAGGUAAAAUUUUGGUGGGUAUUUUUUUUUUGCCUUAUGUUUUCCUUUGUUUUUCAACUUUUCUACAAUGACAAUGUCAUUUUUGGUAAUUAAGAAUAUGAUCUAGUAUGUCUCUGAUCAUGAGUGGGCACUGGGGCCAGAGGCUGGAUCUCAGGUGGUUCUUUUGUUCCUUUGAUGUCUUCUAAAGCUUCUUCAUUUUUUUAAAUUGACCUAUCAGAUAUUAGAUAUCGUUAUGGCACCAUCAAACAAAGUGUUAAUUUUUGCUCUCCCUCCCCUGUUCACCAUCUCCAGGCUCUUUUCUUAAAUCAUGUGUUCUUUUGGCACCAACCUAACCCUCAUCCUCAUCAUCACACAUCCUUCUUUAUUUUUACUCUCUUGGUCUCUUUUCUAAUACCUUAAGUUUUGCACAUAUUUACCAUCAUUUACAUAUUCACAUGUACACAUUACAGGCUAGGAUCCACAUAUG
Molecule: messenger RNA, 2974 nt
Organism: Cricetulus griseus (Chinese hamster)
Lineage: Eukaryota; Metazoa; Chordata; Mammalia; Rodentia; Cricetidae
Source: RefSeq, a predicted model, not a curated record